Messenger RNA from Paramecium octaurelia, 267 nucleotides. Lineage: Eukaryota; Ciliophora; Oligohymenophorea; Peniculida; Parameciidae. The record is from the annotation of a GenBank genome assembly.
AUGAAAUUUAACACUCUGAAAACAUUAUGUAAGGAAUAGAAAAUAUUGAAGAAAACUAAUUGUAUAUAAAGAAAUAAGUAUAUAAAUAUUUCUUAUAAUAGAAUGAAUUAUUAGUUGCCUAAUGCAGUUUUAAGAUUGGAAGAAAACAAUUAAAAACUAAUUGAAAUGUGGUGGAUUUUGGAAAGUUAUUUGAGUAAUUAAAAGAACAGGCAUUAUAAUUCAUAGAUCAAACCUAAUUGUUUCUUCAUUAAUUAAAUCCCACUAUGA